CUUACUUGUUUCUACCUCACGUCCCUACUUCCUUUGCUGAUAGAAAGGCAAGAGUGGCUCAAAAUUUGGGUAUGAGACUCUUAAAAGAGGCUUCUCCCCGUCCUUCCUUGUUAUCAGUCCCUUCUGAACCCUGGUCCUUCAUAGCAGGAGAUAAAGGCCGGGGGGCGCGGGCAGCCCGGGCAGCGUGAGGGAGCCCGGGCCGAUUCCCCGCACCUACGUGGCUGAGACGGCUCCGCGCUGAACUUGGCGCCAGGUCAGGCAGCCUUGAGUUCUGCAAACUACUGAGCUCGCAGAUUAGGCGGAUGUAACAAUCACCUGAAAGGGGAGAUUAAAGCGCCUCUCAAGGAGGUCCUUUGUCCCCCGGCCUCAUUUGAUGCUUUGGGUCUUUUCAAGCCACGCCGGGGAAGGCGCUUUAAAUGUUUGCCCCGGCGGUCGGGGCGGCUGUAGUGAGGGCGGGCAGGGCUGGGGACAUGGAGAAGGGCCCCUUCUCGGUGGAGUGGCUGGCCCAGAGCAGCCGCGGCGGAGCCCGGGAGAUGCUCGGUGAGUCCCGGCCGUGCCCCUGGGUCCCCCGGGACGGCGGCGGGCGCGGAGCUUUCGGACACCGCCCGCGGGACUCGGGGCCGCAGAGGGAGGGAUCCCCCGAUGGGUGCCCCCUUCAGACGCCCCCAUCUGUCCCCGCAGGCUCGCCGCGGCCCCGGGAGGCGGCGGAGCGCCGCAGCCCCGGGAGCCCAGCGCUGCCGGCGGGCGCCGCGCCCGGGCGCUCCCGCACCAAGUUCUCGGCGGCGCAGCUGCAGGAGCUGGAGCGCAGCUUCCGCCAGCAGCGCUACAUCGGCGCCGGCGAGAAGCGCCGCUUGGCCGCCGCCCUGAACCUCUCCCAGAGCCAGAUAAAAACAUGGUUUCAGAAUCGUCGUAUGAAGUUCAAACGCCAGACUCAAGAUGCCAGGAUCGAAGCUCUUUUCUCGGGCUUGUUUUUGCCCUGUCAUUGUCACCCAGACACGGCUACAUCCAGCUAUCCUCGUGGGGUGGAUAUCAAUGUCUCUGCUACCUCUGCUGUCUCCCUUCACCCAGCUAUGCCAAACCCUGCCUUGUUGUUGCCUUCUGUUCCAGCUCAGUCUCUUCAGCCAGUUUUGCCAAGUCCUGCUUUCCUAUUGCCUGCCGGGCCAGGAUUAUCUUGUUACUCUUCUGGGCUUCCAGCAGUGCCUCUAGCCACCGAACAUAAAGGACUGAUGUUCCAACCAGACCUUCCUUCCUGUUAA
Prinia subflava (tawny-flanked prinia) is the source of this 1256-nucleotide messenger RNA. RefSeq names its product homeobox protein vex1-like. The coding region runs from base 417 to 1256 and encodes 279 amino acids. NCBI's taxonomy places the organism in Eukaryota, Metazoa, Chordata, Aves, Passeriformes, Cisticolidae. Gene Ontology annotation, molecular function: DNA binding; DNA-binding transcription factor activity, RNA polymerase II-specific. The record is from RefSeq and is a predicted model, not a curated record. The transcript is spliced from 2 exons. Gene Ontology annotation, biological process: regulation of DNA-templated transcription.